Molecule: messenger RNA, 1944 nt
Organism: Aphanomyces invadans
Lineage: Eukaryota; Oomycota; Saprolegniomycetes; Saprolegniales; Verrucalvaceae
Exons: 13
Coding region: 41-1864 (607 amino acids)
Molecular function (GO): protein binding
Source: RefSeq, a predicted model, not a curated record
CACGACCCCACACUCCGCGAACCCCGUUACGGCAUCAAUCAUGGCGCGAGAACCGGUGGCCAUUACGGAGGACUUUUUGUUGGAUCACGUUGGCGUAUACGACAUCGUGGGGACGAAGGAGCUCUUGCUGCGUAACGAAGGCAUCGAACGACUGGACGAAGCGUGCGCGAAGAAGCUCGUGUCGCUCGAGCUCUUAUCGCUGUCCCACAACGCUCUCGAGUCGUUAAAUCAUUUUCAGCAUCUCACCAACCUCGUUGAGCUCAACGUGAAUUUCAAUCAAAUCGCAUCCCUUGACACGCUUCAGUGCUUUGGUUUGCAAAAACUUUACGUGGCCAACAACAAACUAACGUCGAUUGCGCACCUGCGGUCGUUUCCGCAGCUUGUCCACGUGUCCGUGUUUGGAAACCAACUGACUGACUUUGACGGCGUCAUGCACACCUGCCGGCAUCUUCACAAGCUGCGGGGACUAGACUUGGACGGAAACCCAUGCGCCCGCGUCAAGGGGUAUAAAUACCUCGUGCUGAGUCGGCUCACUCGACUAAAAGAACUCGAUGGUGACACCAUCCAUGCUUUGGAUCGCGAACUGCUGCUUGAACAGCAGCCCCUGCCACCGUCGUGUCGACCGUCCACGGCUCCGCCAGCCCCGCCCACGACGAGCAGUUUGACCCGCAUGUCGUCGCGCAGUUCGCUUCUGGACACUGUUGCCGAGAAGGAAGCGUCGCUCGCGUCCUUGCGCGGCCCUGUUCACCUGUUUCGCGAUGAUUUUCUCAAUAACAACUCCAUCUUGCUCGAGUACUUGGCGCAGGGUGUUGAUGGCCAUCGCCCGACGCAAGACUCGCCAGCAAGUGCUACUGACGCCGCACUCGCAACGCCUUCGUCCACGUUUGUGGGCAAAAUGCGGCAGGCGAAUCCGAAUCCCGCGCUUGAGGCAGUCCCUCUUCCGUCGGACGCGGAAGACGGUGGUGGUCGAAGCGCGCCGUGCCCCAUGGCCACCCCCGCGCCUCUCGCCACACACUCCAUCGUCGACCCAUCCGAUCCCCACGCUACCAUUCGAAAGCUACUCAAACACAUUGAACACUUGGAGGCUAGCGUCGACAUGUACAAGUCGAGUGCGUCGGAUGCAACGAUGGAAAGGCUCUUGGAAGCCAACCAUCGGUUGCGCAUCGAGAACAACAACAUCCCGAUCUUACAGGAAGAAAUCCAAGCACUCAAGGCCACCCUUCGCCACGCACCACCCGACUACAACGACAGCGGUGAAACCAGCGCAGGGACAGCCAAGGCAGCAUCCAUCAAAGCACUGCAGGACGAAAACGCCGCCCUGACGAGACAAGUGCACAAACUUCGCACGAUGCUGGCAACCCGCCAAGCGACGGACGAAACGAUGUCCGCCAAGCAGUCGAAAGAAGAAAUUCUCGACGAAGCCGCCAACGUCGAUGUCGAGCUCACCGCGUUGAUCAUGCAAAACGAAAUCUCGCUUCAAGUGAUGCGACAGACCAUUCAAAAGACCAAACUCGACCUGCAACAAGACCGCGCCGCUCGAUUGACGGGCCAUCAGCGUCCCAGUACAAGCGCGGGCAUUGAACGCACCGGCGUGGCGGACUCGGGCCCGCGGCUCUCGGCCUUGUCUGGAGCGGUUCGCUCGCCCACCACCCGCCGUCAGCUGCACACGUCGGCCGGCCACCGUCCACGUCCGUCCUCCUCGUCGCAUCACGCCCCUGCCGAAGCCAUAUUCAACAAAACAUCCAAGUCGAAGCCAUCGAUAACGAAGUGCCCAUCCGUGCCAGAAGCUCCCACCUCGGACGUCAAUGACCACGACGGCACCGCCAGCAACAACAACCACGCGCCAGAUCUCCUGGUGCUGUAGCCCCACGACCCAUCGAUCUCGAUUUCGUUUUUCUCCAAUGUCUCGUUGAAUGCACUCAAACGAAUUGUUUGUGUUGGACA